Messenger RNA from Megalops cyprinoides (Indo-Pacific tarpon), 1260 nucleotides. RefSeq names its product synaptotagmin Va (gene syt5a). Bases 1 to 1260 code for a protein of 419 amino acids. Gene Ontology annotation, cellular component: axon; dense core granule; synaptic vesicle membrane. The transcript has 8 exons. The record is from RefSeq and is a predicted model, not a curated record. Gene Ontology annotation, biological process: calcium ion-regulated exocytosis of neurotransmitter; synaptic vesicle endocytosis; cellular response to calcium ion. Gene Ontology annotation, molecular function: phosphatidylserine binding; clathrin binding; syntaxin binding. Lineage: Eukaryota; Metazoa; Chordata; Actinopteri; Elopiformes; Megalopidae.
AUGCGGUUGGCCGCGUUAGAAUACCGGGGGCGCCGGGCCGCGGAGCCCCCCGAAGAGGAGGAAGAACCAGAACCGGAAGAGGAACGGGAGCCAGAGCCAGUCCCUGCUCCGCCUCCUCACCACCACCCCGGCCACAACUAUGUCCACAUGAAGAACAAGUUCAUGAAUGAGCUGGGCCAUCUGCCAAUCCCCACGUGGGCAGUGGGAGCGAUUGUGGUGAUGGUGCUGGUACUGGUAGGCUGCUUUGCCUUCUGCAUCCUUAGGAAGAUCAUCGGCAAGAAGAAGAAGCCCAAGAAAGUGCGUGAGAGGAAGGGGGGGCGCAAGCGGAGGGGAGGAGGUGGAGAGGGUGAAGGUGAAGCUGAAAAGGAAGACGGAGAUAAGAAAGAAGGGGAAGGAAAGGAAGAAAAGGAGAAUUUGGGCAAGCUGGAGUUCACCCUGGACUACAACUUCACAGAUUCCCAGCUCAUAGUGGGGAUCCUCCAAGCUCAAGAUCUUGCUGCCAUGGAUAUGGGGGGCACCUCUGACCCCUACGUCAAAGUCUACAUGCUCCCUGACAAGAAGAAGAAGUUUGAGACGAAGGUCCAGCGCAAGAAUCUGUGCCCUGUUUUCAACGAGACCUUCAUCUUCAAGAUCCCCUACUCAGAGCUGGGCGGGCAGACCCUGGUGUUGCAGGUCUACGACUUUGACCGAUUCUCGAAGCACGAUGUGAUUGGUGAGAUAAAAAUUCCCAUGAACACCGUGGACCUGGGGCAACCGCUUCAUGAAUGGAGGGAUCUGGAGAAUGGAGAAAAAGAGGAGCAAGAGAAGCUAGGUGACAUUUGCAUCUCACUGCGCUACGUCCCCACGGCCGGUAAACUCACUGUCAACAUCAUGGAGGCAAAGAACCUCAAGAAGAUGGAUGUUGGUGGAUUAUCAGAUCCUUUCGUGAAGGUGGUGUUGCAGCACAAUGGGAAACGAAUUAAGAAGAAGAAGACAACGGUCAAGAAGAACACUCUCAAUCCCUAUUUCAAUGAGAGCUUCAGCUUUGAGGUUCCCUUUGAGCAGAUACAGAAAAUGCAAGUUAUCAUAACAGUGUAUGACUACGACAAACUGGGGAGCAAUGAUGCCAUCGGCAAAACUUUCAUUGGCUAUGGUGCCACGGGGGUGGGGCUCCGCCAUUGGUCAGACAUGCUGGCCAAUCCCAGACGCCCUGUUGCUCAGUGGCAUACCCUUCAGCCUGAAGAGGAGGUGGAUGCCGCCCUCAAGGGACCCCAUCGCUAA